AUGAGUUAUUUGUCUCAAUCCAGCCGAUUAACUUUCUUGUUAAUUUAGCUGAAAAACUAAGCCCUAAUAACAUCAGACUAAUAUUCUCGACUUUGUGAUCAUGCUGCUAAGGAUGAUCCAAAAUUAAAGCAACUACUUAUAUCCUAUGAGAAUGGUUUAUCAUAAAGAGAAUUUAUAGAUCAAAUAUCAAAAAUGUUAGAUACUCAAAAUGUUAAUGAAAACAUCAUAAAAUCUUAUUUGUAAGUUAUCUAAUCAUUAUUAUUAGUGAUUCUAUUGACUAUAUAUGUAAAUCAUUCAAGAAUAAAAUUAAGGAGUUUUAUCGUGAUAUUAAGGUAAAAUGAAUCUUAAUUUCAUCUUAGCAAGAUAUCAAUCAAAUCUAUAAGGAAUGUUAUAUUGCAUAACAUCACAAACAGGAAGUAAAGGAUCUAAUUAGAUUAAUUCUUAAGCAAUUUUAUAUUAAUGAAUUUACAUUACUAUAAUUUACAUAAGAUGAUCAAUGUCAAAUACUUACAAAUAAUUUUGAAUCAAUUACAAUUAAAGAUGCUUAAAAUAUACGAUAAUUUACAAAAUAACAAUUAUCUAAUUAAUUAUUCGAGACUUCAGCAGAAUAUGUUACUUUAUUAAAAAUAGAAAAAUUACCACAAUUUUAUGUAAUAUCAAAUAAUGAUGUAAUUUUUUUUACUUUCACUGAAAAAAUCAAUAGUUCAUUUAAAUAGUAUUUCAUAAUUACUUUUCUAUACAAUCAUAUUAUUUCAAUUAUCAUAAAAGGAAAUUAAAUUGUAGGAUUAAAAAAAUAAUAGACUAUUAGAAUGGAAAUUUUAUAAUUAGUCUCAAAGACUAUAAACAUUUUAAUUUACAAACUGCUCUUUAAAAUUUUAAUUUAGAUAAUGAAAUAAUUUAAUUUGUAAAUUUUGAUGAGUUAGAUAGAUUAUUAAGAUUAAUAAUUGUAAUAAAAAGUUAAAAAUUAUUUAUUAUUAAAUUUUAAAAGGGAAUGGGAUUGUGUUUAUAUAGAUAUGGAAGGCAACCUUUCAAUAUAAUUGAAAGAAAAAAUAAAAAGUACUUUUAAGAAAAGUAUAAAAAAAUAUAAUAAAAAAUUGAAGUAGAAAAAGAAUUUAUUAGAAUCUUUCUAAUAAGUCACUUAACAUAAUGAAAUGAUUAUGUGUUUAUUCUUUAACAGUUAUUUAUAAUUAUAUUAUAUGACUGUAUAAUGGAAUCAUGAUUAAUUUGUGUAUAAAAAAUACAUAUAUAUAUAGAUCUCGAUUCAAAUUAUCUAAAGAAAUCAAUUUUGAAGAUCCUAUAUAUAAAAUAUUUGAGAAAAAUCCUAUUGUAAUAUAAAAGGUUAAAGAAUUAAUUGAAUCUAAAAAUGAUCAUUUAGAAUUUAAUGAUGGAUUUUAUAAAUUUUCUUUGAAAGUUGAAAGAGGAAUGAAAAAAGAAAUUAAAUAAAUAUCUCUUUAUUUAUUUUAUAUGUAAUUGAAAAGGUAUUUAUUAUAUUUUUGAUUUAUAAUAAGACCGCUCUGUGAAUUAUUACAAAUUUUUCGAAACAAAGUUAAAGUUUUAUUAACAAUAUAGAGAGCAACAUUGGCAUUUAAAUCUAAAAAACUUAUGAUGGGCAAUCAAUUCUAUAGAUAAUCAGCAUUGAUGAUGUAUUUACCAGAUCAAGAUAUGAGAAGAUUAAAUUUGAUCUACAAUUAAGCUCAUGAUUAAGCAUUAUAAAAAUAUCUAGAUAAUACUAUGAAGAAAAAAUCAAAAAAAUUAGAAUAAUUCUUAGCUAAAUAUGAGGAAGAUGAUAAAAAUAAUCCAGAUGGAAGAAAAAUAGCAAUAGAUCCUAAUUUAUAAGAAAGAUUAUUAGAUUAUGAAUUCAAUCUAUUGAAUAAGAAAUUAUAUAAGAAUAAAUUUAUUAUAGUGUAUAAUAUCUUUGAUAUGCUUGAAUACACUAAAUAAUUUACAUUAAAAAAUAAUGAACUCAUUAAUUUUUUAACUGCUUUAAAAUACAAAUAUAAUAAAACAGCAAAUCCAUUUCAUAAUUUUACACAUGGAGUUAAUGUAAUGCAUGGAUGUUUUCUUUUUGCUCAUCAUCCAAAAUUUGGAUUUUGUUUUAAUGAUUAAUAAAGAUUUGCUAUGACUUUAGCAGGUUUAUGUCAUGAUGUAGGGCAUCCUGGGACAAAUAAUUUAUUUUAAAUUAAUGCUUAGACUAAAUUGGCUUUAUUAUAUAAUGAUAAAUCUGUAUUAGAAAAUCAUCAUAUAGCAGUCACUUAUAAAUUAUUGGCUUUAAAAUAAUGUGAUUUUUUGGGAUCUAUUCCUAGAGUAGAUAAAAUAAUGAUUAGAAAAUAUAUUGUGAAUAAUGUAUUAGCUACUGAUAAUUAAUAUCAUUUUAAAUUACUUAAUGAUAUUGAAAUCAAAUUUGGUCAAUCUUAAGGGGAUCCAAAAAUCUUUUGUAUAUUAUGAAGUUAUAUAAUAAUUAGAAUCUGAUGAUAAUAAGCUUUUAUUAAGUGGUUUCUUGACUCAUGCGGCUGACUUUUUUGGAGCAGCAAAGUCUUACCAAGUAGCUAAGGCAUGGAGCGAAAGAUUAAGGAGAGAAUUUUAAGCUUAAGUAAAUUACUGAUAAUAUAAUUUUUAAAGUCUUAAUUAGAAGAUAUAGUUGGUAUCGCUUAGACUCCAUAUCUCAGAAAUUUAGAUAAUGAAGUUUAAUAUGCUAAAAAUGAGAUUGGAUUCUUGAAGGUAAUUGUGAAACCAAUUUAUGAAUCUUUGAAUCAGUUCUCUGAUGGUGCAAUGUCAUUAUAAUUAGCAAAUAUUAAUCUAAGUAUAAAAAAAUAUUAAGAAAUCGUUGACUAACAUUAAUAAUGA
Paramecium primaurelia is the source of this 2844-nucleotide messenger RNA. The record is from the annotation of a GenBank genome assembly. NCBI's taxonomy places the organism in Eukaryota, Ciliophora, Oligohymenophorea, Peniculida, Parameciidae.